UGGUGUAGGCUGCGUCUUACGUGCUUUUCUAGCCGCGCGUUUUCUGCUUUCCUUAAAAGAGGUUGCGAACCCUGAACCUCUGAGGUAAAUGCUGGCGCUAUAAUGUUUAGUUUUUUAGAGAUUUAUUGCGCUACCUUUUUACAAACCGGUGACUCAGUGACACUUCGAAUUAAAGACUCCGUGCACAAGCCCAUUCCUCCUCUCCUCUUUUAUGGAAACGUUAAUCAUUUUAAACAAACUAAAAGAGGGGUAAAUACCGUGUAUUGCUUUCAAUCUUUUUCUUUUUUUAAUUUUUUGCUUUCAAUCUUAGUGUCGCCCUAUGUCAAAUUGCAUUUCUUCAAGCCAGUAGGAAUUACUUUGCCAUGGGCGUAGUGGCCCGUGUAAUUACGACUUGGGUUUUUGUAUAUUUAUUUGCCCUUCCUCCCAAUUUAACAAGAACUGUGAGUCGGAUGCAAAAAUAAAUGACUGUCGAAAAGUUUUACAGACAUUGAGUAUUGAAUCAACUUGAUUCUUGGAGCAGGAGUGAAAAGCAGCCAAAUGCUGCAGGCCUGGUGUGUGGUCUCCGGACCGGGACAGAGUGAAGAGAGAACAAUGCAGAAGGAGCCUAGCCCUCUAGUGCCUUUACAUUGGUUUGGUUUUGGCUAUGCAGCACUGGUUGCUUCUGGCGGGAUCAUUGGCUAUGUAAAAGCAGGUAGUGUCCCUUCCCUGGCUGCUGGGCUCUUCUUUGGGGGUUUAGCAGGCUUGGGUGCUUAUCAGCUGUCGCAGGAUCCAAGGAACAUUUGGGUUUUCCUAGCUACAUCUGGAACUUUGGCUGGCAUUAUGGGAAUGAGAUUCUACCACUCUGGAAAAUUUAUGCCUGCUGGCUUAAUUGCGGGUGCCAGUUUGCUGAUGGUCGCCAAACUUGGAAUUAGUAUGUUCAAUAGACCCCAUCAAUCAUAGUCAUGUCUCAGCUUGGACUCAUAAUGAAGAAUUAAACUGUCUCCAAACUCCCGUUUUUUAAAAUGUAUUUAGAGAAAUAAGUGCAACAUUUUUGCAUAUUCUGCCAUUUUACUAAAAACAAAACCAAAAAUUAACACUGAACUUUGGGGGGGGAAGAAAAAUCAGUCGUCAUCAUUACAAUCCUACAAAAGUGGCAAAUAUAUAACACAAGCGCUUAUUGCUAUUAUAUUAUCAUACAGUUCAAUUCUUGUAUAUUGAUGUUAGCUCUUCUUUCUGUUAUCUGUGGGUAAAAUCAUAGUUGUCAGUGUUGGAGACCUUGAAACCAUGCCCCGCUCAGAUGAACAGUGUGAAAAACAGUUUCUUACGGGAUUUAGGAUAUCUGUUUUUCAAAGACCUAGAACAAAGACCUAAUUUGAAAUUAUGUUAAAUGAAAUAUCAGUGAAAAUAAAAUUUUACUUUUAAUAAUA
Molecule: messenger RNA, 1406 nt
Organism: Choloepus didactylus (southern two-toed sloth)
Lineage: Eukaryota; Metazoa; Chordata; Mammalia; Pilosa; Megalonychidae
Product: transmembrane protein 14C
Exons: 6
Coding region: 538-939 (133 amino acids)
Biological process (GO): regulation of heme biosynthetic process
Cellular component (GO): mitochondrial membrane
Source: RefSeq, a predicted model, not a curated record